Messenger RNA from Lacerta agilis (Sand lizard), 5403 nucleotides. RefSeq names its product ring finger protein 43 (gene RNF43). Gene Ontology annotation, molecular function: frizzled binding; ubiquitin protein ligase activity. The transcript is spliced from 9 exons. Gene Ontology annotation, biological process: Wnt receptor catabolic process; ubiquitin-dependent protein catabolic process. The record is from RefSeq and is a predicted model, not a curated record. Lineage: Eukaryota; Metazoa; Chordata; Lepidosauria; Squamata; Lacertidae. The coding region runs from base 2246 to 4669 and encodes 807 amino acids.
CAAAAUUAACAAGGGCUGAAGAAAAACUGUGGGAUACACAGUUCUCCCGGCUGUGAAUUUAUUCUUGCUCCUGUGUGGAAGUGACUUACAGAUACUAGCCUCUGUGCUAUUUAAAGUGCUACAGUGAAGCUGGUUAGUCUACAUUGGCAAACGAAGGAGCCCUAACAAUUUUUGUUGGACUGAACUCAUUUGACUUUUAAUUUCCAUCUGUGCUCUUGUUGUGUGCAGUUGUUUGGAAGGGAGAAGUGAGCAAAUCUGGCUUGCAUAGAACAGAUGAUUCGGUUGUCAGAAGCGAAGUGAAGGCUGUACUGUACUUGAAUGCAGUUUAGCCGUGGAUCAGGAGAGGGAGUCUAGGAGCUCUGAAAACCAGAUUUAGGGGGUGGGGUCGUUGCCUUUGGCUGCUCCACCCUCACUUUGUGUCAGCAGGUAGAAAGUGCUUGCAGUCCCAGGGGAGGGAGGCAGAGAGCAGAGAGUACAAGCUACGAGCCACAGGUUUUUUUGGGGAAGGGUUUUUGCCUCCCAGGAGCUGAUCCAGUAGUGCUGUUCUGGAAAGGAAGCUCUCCCACAACCUCUGCAGAGCUGCCCAAGUCCACUCUACCCCACGGUUCCCUGCUACUCCUUUGAAGAACAAGAUCACAUUCUCCCUUAAAGCAACCUUCCGAAGUUUGCCGCUGGAUUUCUGCUGUUUGAAGCAACUUCUUUCCUGCUCCCUGCUUAGACUUGCCUACUGUAUCUGCUGAAAGAAGGGGAGGUUGUUCCGCUCCAACUCAAAAGGAGUUUUCAGAAGUGCUCCUGGAUUCCUAGCAAGAUUUUUUUAGGUUGCUUUGGAAGCUAGAUUGUCGCCACGCCUGGCCCACGAGUCUUCAGCCUGGAGUCAAUUUUUCCUUCUGAUUCAGACUGGAAUUUCACAUUUACCUGUAUAGAAUGUCUCUGCAAGUCUCCUCACUCUCCCCUCACUCCCUGAAAUCUGUAAGUAAGAUUCAGCACACAUUUUGAUUGAUUACUGAAAUAUUUUUUUGUCCAGGAUUUGUAGUGAACCUUCCAGCUGUUACUUAAACCCAUGGAUUCUCAGAGGCAAACUACAUACCAGGUUUGCAUGCCACUUAAAAAAAAUAUUUUCCCUCCUUUACUUGACUGAGCAAACAUUUUCGCAGAUAAAUGUCUAUGACUUUCUGCAGUCAUGAAGAUUUCCUGUGGAUAUUUUUUUCCCUAAUGUUUAGGAUGCCUUCAUUUAUGUUUUCAGUGAUGCACAUCUAAAAGCGGAUAUAUUAAUUCCGAUAUUCGCAUAGGAAUGGAAUAAAAUGCACAGGUGUCUCUCUCUGUAGUUGUUUUUCCUGUUUGGGGCCUUUUUAAAUUUCUGAGAUCUGAAAAACAUCUGAGCAAUGUCUUGUUCCUUUCAUGAAUUUAGGGAGUUGCAGAUUAUACCAUCUGGAUUAAAAAUGACAAACGGGUGGAAAAUUCCAACCUAGAAGAUUGAUUCUAAUACCCACAACCAGGUGACUGAGGUGUUGGCACCAGAGGCAGGUAAAGAGAAAUAGAUGAAGACAUAGCUGAUGACAGUGAUCUUAAUUUAACUUGAAAAAAACUGAUUGACUGUUCUGACUCCGAAAUGGAGCCCCUUCCCAGUCACCAUUGCCUGUUCAUGUGUGGCAUGGAAAGGAGAGAGAGACAAGAAUAGUUAAUGUUCUUGGAGAGGAGUAGAUGGGAAAAGUAACUCACUGGCCAGAAGUCAACAAGGGCUGCUAAGGCCAUCUGAUAUCGGGAUUGGCCCUGUUUGCCAUCCUAGGAUAUAAGAGGCUAAAAGGAUUUGGGAAGCAGAGAUUGUCUUUCCAUGGGGAACUGCCUCUCUCCAACCACCAGCUCUGACACCCUUCCCAGAAGAACCCAAGAGCUCUUUGUACCCUACGCUCCCCGAGCCCCCUUGGUUCUGCUUACAACGUCUGAGUUCAUCUGGAGGAGGAGGAGGAAGAGGACCUGACCUGAUCCUUGUAAUCUUGUGGAGCUUGAGGCCUUCAUACACGUGGCACAGAGAAACCCUCCUAGCACAGGGAAAACAAGGAGAACCCGGAGGUAGGGACGGCAGGUAACCCUGCUCUGUUUUCUCCUCUGACCCAUUGACUGCCGCCGCCACACGGAGGGCUUCUAAUCCUCAACAAUUUUUGCCUGUUGUUGGAACCUGCUGGCGGGGUGAAGACACAUUCCUGAGCAGUAUGUGUGGCCGGAGCGCACUGCUGCACCUGGGAGCAUGAGUGUUGGCCCCCAGCUACAGCUGGCAGUCCUCUGGCCUUGGCUGCUAAUGGCUAUGCUGCAGAUACGCCUGGGCUACUCAGGACUGGCUCUGGUGGCGGCCAUGGAAGCUGAGCGCUCUUUGGCCCAGAAGGCAAUCAUCCGGGUGAUCCCUCUGAAGCUGGAGCCCCUCACACUGGAAGGAGUCUUCGCAAGUGUGGCCGAGGUCACCCCAGCUGAAGGGAAACUGCUGCAGUUCCACCCCAUGUCUCUGUGCAACACCAGCGAGGAUGAGCACACGGUCCCAGGAUUUGUCUCCAUUGUCAAACUGGAACCACCUGACCCAAAUCUCCACCCCUGCCUGUCCUUGGCCAACAAGGCCAAGCUGGCGGGAGAGAGAGGAGCUCGCGCCGUCCUGUUUGACAUCACGGAUGACGAAAGUGCUGUCGACCAGCUGAGAAAUCCGCGAGGGCUCAGUCACCCCGUUGUUCUGAUUUGGGGCCACGAUGCCGAGCUGCUGAUGGGCGUGGUGAACAAGAACCGAGAAGCCCGCGUGAAGAUUGAGGUGAAGGAGAUGGCGGCCUGGCCCGACUAUGAUGUUUGGAUACUCCUCACUGUCAUGAGCACCGUUCUGGUGAUCGUUUUAAUCUUCAUUGUCCGCACUCGUUGUCAGCCAAGCAGAGAUCGGAGUAACGUGCAGGAAGAGACCCUGCAAGCCAUCAACCAGCUGGCCACACGGAGGUAUCAAGCCCGCCGCCGGCAAGCCCCCACGGGGGACUCUGUCAGCACCUGCAGCUCAGCCCCCGUCUGCGCCAUCUGCCUGGAGGAGUUCACCGAGGGCCAGGAACUCCGCAUCAUCACCUGCUUCCAUGAGUUCCACCGGCACUGCGUUGACCGCUGGCUCCUUGAGCGCCAAACGUGUCCACUGUGCAUGUUCAACAUCGUUGACCGGGAUCCUUCCGCCUUGCCCAGGCAUUCCCACGAGGACCCCCAUAACUCAGGACCAGGGCAGAGGCCCCGCUUCUUCCGGCAACACCCUGGGCGUGCCUUGUACCACUUCCCACGGACGGUCCCUCAAAUGCCCCCUGGGAGCUGCUCUUCGACGCUCCCCCACGGACACCCUUUCUUCCACUCCCCGGAGCUCUCCCAGCUGGAUUUGGGGACUAUGCAUUACUUGCCCUAUCGGCCGGUGGGCUUUGAGCCUCCUUGGUGUAGCCGCCAGCCCUCCCUCACCCGAGGCCUGCUGGUUCCACAGCGCCAGGACUCUCUGGGCUGCGAGCCGGGCCUGCCCUCCCGCCGGACCUGCCUGCUGCAGCACCAGCCUUCCUGCCGAGGCCUCCGGGGGCCCCUCAUGGCCAAACCGAACCGUGCCAUUCCUCCGCACCGGGGUAUCCGCCACGGGCGGCAUCAUCAUCACCACAGCAGUGGCUCCGGGGACAGUUACCUCACGGAGCCCAGUGGGUACCUCCCUGACGGACCCGGGAGUGACUCCAGCUCAGGUCCUUGCCACGGAUCCUCCAGCGAUUCCAUGCUGAAUUGCACGGACGUGAGCCUCCAGGCCAUCCAUGGAAGCUGCUCCACUUUCCGCAGCUCCCUGAGCAGCGAUUACGACCCAUUCGCCUUCUGUGGCUCCGAGAAGUCGGCCCCAGAAAGCUGCCCCACGCCCUCUCCGUCGUGGAGGGACCCACGGCCUCCGCUGGUGGACUCGGUGGCAGCAGGCCGUCCUCCGGUGGCCAGUAGCCAUGUCCAUUACCACCACCACCUCCACAGGCACCACCAUUAUGGACGGUGCCCCCCAGACUGUGCAAAUGGCCAAGAACCCGGUUCGCGGAAGGCAAAACCUCCAAGGGCCAAGGCAGGACCUCAUGGCGCCCAGGCGCAGAAACGGACAGAGAAAAUGCCUUCGCAAGAAGGUGGAUCUGCCUCCCUGGAGGCCUCUUCAGCCAGACAGCCCACUUGCUUGCCGCAAGGACAGACAGAGUUUUCUAUAGCAGACAGGUCAAACCUCAAAGCAGCAGACAGUGGUGCUGUUGGGCCAUGGACGUCUCAGAAACGCUGUUUGCAAAUCCAUCCCAGUAGAAGGAGAUGGAAAUGCCCCCUCAAGGCUUCCCCAUCCUCUUUGCCCGAAGACUCAAAUGUGCCCCCUGUCUGCAGCGUUCCCCACCCUCCUGGUCCUGCUUCUGGAAGCUCCUCCUGCUCUGCAGAGGUCCAGCCUCUCUUAGAAACUGGUCCCUCCGGGCAUCUUUUUGCAACCUCGUCGCACUCGGCCACGGAGCCUCAGGAGCAGGCGGACAGGCUGGAGUGCAAGGCCAUGUGUCCUGGGGAAUAUCCGAGGCUGGACACCAUGGGAAAAGAUGCCAGCUUUUACCUCAGCUGCCAAAUUCUGCAAGAGCUUCAGGGAUCUAAAGACAAUAUCCCAGAUGUUUAUGAACAUUCGGUUUGACACGAGGUGAACUUAUUUGCUGUGUUAGGCAGCUGCAGAGAAUUCAAAAAACGGCGCAGAAACUCAGCGAAGAGAAUGGACUUUCUGACUUGCCUUUCCUGUCCGCAGUGUGGUUGUCAGUCAUAAGAAGCUCCUUGUCCACGCAGCCCCUGCUUCACCCACCGUUAAUAUCAUGGUUAUGUAGCUUGCUCCCUGCCUGUCUACCCUGUAUGCAACAUUUGACAAACAUAAGCUGCCAAGGUCACUUGCCUGUUUUCAAAAAAGUUGCCAUCUUUCUGGGGUAGGAGGAGGUUUGGUCCUUUUGUUCCUGGUGUCAGGAGGAGCCAAAUCAUUCUGAAGUUCAAGGGCGAAGAAAAAAAACAAGGUGCUUCCCCCACUUCACUCUGCAGCUCUUUGUAAGUUUGGUAAUCUGUGUACUGCUGAACACCAAAAUGAAAACCCCAGGUAAACCCACUCCCCACACAAAUCAGGCACGAUGCAGUGCAGUUUUGAGGUCAUGCAGAAAGAUCAGCCCAUCCUGGUCCCUCUUUCUGCCAUCUUGUUUGGGAUGGGGCACUCAAUGAGGUUUUGGUUCAAAGCAAAUGUAAUUUGUAAGGAUCAAGCACAUAAUUCCCUCUCACCAACCUGGCUAAGCUCCUGUUGGGAAUCCUCCUGCUCCUGUCCACUUGGGAAUGUUCUUCAUCUUUUCAGUUUUGCACCAAAUCAGAUGCAUGGGAGAAACUCACACAAGCUGC